Ostreococcus tauri is the source of this 1092-nucleotide messenger RNA. RefSeq names its product Ribosomal RNA adenine methylase transferase,conserved site. Gene Ontology annotation, cellular component: mitochondrial matrix. The record is from RefSeq and is a predicted model, not a curated record. Gene Ontology annotation, biological process: rRNA methylation. NCBI's taxonomy places the organism in Eukaryota, Viridiplantae, Chlorophyta, Mamiellophyceae, Mamiellales, Bathycoccaceae. The transcript has a single exon. Gene Ontology annotation, molecular function: rRNA (adenine-N6,N6-)-dimethyltransferase activity. Bases 1 to 1092 code for a protein of 363 amino acids.
AUGUCCCUCUCGCUCUCCCGCGUCGCGUCCUCCGCCCUCGCGGGCGCGCGAAUCCCGCACCGCGAGCGCGACGCACCGAGACGACGACGAGCGCUCCGCGUGUGCGCCCUCGCGAGAGGUCCGAUACGGUUGAGCGCGAAUAAGAAGAAGAAGAAGCUCGAAAAGCAGCGAGACGCCAAGAGCAAGGACCGGGAGAGUCGCAAGCGCGACGCCACGCUCGUCGAUCGCGUGAACGACGCCGAGCACGAGGCUCGACGAUGGCUCGGACAGCACUUCUUGAUCGACGCGAGCGUGGUCACGGACGCGGUGGAGGCGGCGAGGUUGAACGAAGGGGACAGGGUGCUGGAGAUUGGACCCGGGACGGGAAACCUGACGUGCGAGUUGUUGUCUCGAGGAGCCAACGUGUUGGCGGUGGAGAAGGAUAGGAAUUUGGCGGAAAAAUUACGUAAAGGGUUGUGCGUGGAGCACGGAGAGGCGCUGAGGCUGGUGGAGGGAGAUUUUUUAAAGUGGGACGGUUUGGCGGCGGCGUUCGCGAGAACGAGCCCAGAGCAACCGAGGGCAAAGGUGGUGGCGAAUAUUCCGUAUAACAUCACCACAGACGUGCUCAAGGUGUUGCUUCCGAUGGGUGAUGUGUUCGAGGAUAUGAUUUUUAUGUUUCAGGAGGAGGUGGCGCAGCGACUCGUUCGCGACGACGCCGGGGGCGGCGACUAUCGAGCGAUGAGCGUGCGCGUGCACUACUACUCGAAGCCGUAUUACAUCCGUUUCGUUCCCCCGACGUGCUUUAUGCCACCCCCAAACGUGGACUCGUGCUUGAUCGGGUUCAAGCCGAAGGAACCGCACGAGCUUCUACCGCUGAACGGCACGGAGAACCAAUUCUUCACCUUUGUCCAGGCAUGCUUUGCGCAAAAGCGAAAAAUGUUGCGAAACAAUCUCAAGGCGGUGUGCGAGGAGAACACCAUGGAGGGUGCGUUUGCGAUGCUUGACCGCGGAGACAAAAUUCGCCCGCAAGAACUGACAAUGGAGGAGUACGUCAGGCUCUUCAACUUUGUCCGAGAGCGCGCCGCCGAGAGCGCGCCGAGCUCGGAGCAAUGA